AUGGAAACGUUGGAAUGCCUAGACUUGUCUAGAAACCAGCUUUCAGGGGAGAUACCAAAGAGCCUUGCACAUCUAAAUUUUCUCAGCGUUUUGAACUUAUCAUACAACAAUUUGACGGGAAAGAUCCCUUUGGGCACUCAACUACAAAGCUUCAACUCCUAUGCGUUUGUUGGGAAUACCCAACUCUGUGGGAAGCCUCUGGUAGAGUGUCCUCGAGAUAUUUCUAACGAUUCUACAACUGAUCGCGGAGAAGGGAAUAUUUUUGAAGAAGAUGAGGGGUUUAUAACACUUGAUUUUUAUAUCUGCAUGGCAUUUGGUUUCUUUACUGGAUUUUGUGGUGUUGUUAUGACUCUCGUUCUCAAUCGUUCAUGGAGAGAUUCCUACUUCAACUUGUGGAACAACAUUGGAAACUGGAUGUACGUGACAACAACAAUCUAUGUGACAAGAUUUCUGGAGUGA
This is a messenger RNA of Fraxinus pennsylvanica, 459 nucleotides long. NCBI's taxonomy places the organism in Eukaryota, Viridiplantae, Streptophyta, Magnoliopsida, Lamiales, Oleaceae. The record is from the annotation of a GenBank genome assembly.